GUUGAGCAGCGGCUUCCCCGGUGUCCAGGCCGGACGGGAACGCCUUACUAGGCUUGCUUCGUACCCUACCGGUGGUGCCUGGCAGCCAAGCAGCAGCCACCACAACCGACCCUGUACGUGGUGUCUCUCUGGAUCCGAGCUUUCUGUGCAGGUUAAGUCCCUCGGGCCACGCCGACCCCUUGCCACUAUGCCCCUUGCGACCACUCUUGGCACCCUGGUGCUACUGUUGCUGCUACCGCUGCCCCGCGGUGCUGAAGUGACUGGGGACCACUCGAAUGUCGCCUUGGACUACGGAGCCUUGGAAGGCGAGGAGGGCACGGAGCAGCAGCUGCAUUACCACGACCCCUGCAAAGCUGCUGUCUUCUGGGGAGAUAUUGCUCUGGAUGAAGAUGAUCUCAAGUUAUUUCACAUCGACAAGGCCGAGGACUGGACCAAGCCAUCCAUGGACAAACCGGGACACGACACUGGUGGCCUUGAGGAGACAUUUGCAAGGUGGCCAAACGAUACAGCCUCUAAUGCCAGCAUCCAGGCACCAAGAAAGGAUGGCAAGGAUGCCACCACAUUUCUGCCUGGCCCUGGGACCUCAAACACCACCACUAAGACCUUUUCUGCUCGGGUCCGAAGAGCUACAACCUCAAGGACAGAGCGGAUUUGGCCUGGAGGGGUCAUUCCUUAUGUCAUCGGAGGGAACUUUACUGGUACCCAGAGGGCCAUUUUCAAACAGGCCAUGAGGCACUGGGAGAAGCACACCUGUGUGACCUUCGUAGAGAGGACAGAUGAGGAAAGCUUCAUUGUGUUCAGUUACAGGACCUGUGGUUGUUGUUCCUAUGUGGGACGCCGAGGAGGUGGCCCGCAGGCCAUAUCCAUCGGGAAAAACUGUGACAAGUUCGGCAUUGUGGCUCAUGAGCUGGGCCAUGUGGUUGGGUUCUGGCAUGAACACACUCGGCCAGACCGAGACCAGCAUGUCACCAUCAUCAGGGAAAACAUCCAGCCAGGUCAGGAGUAUAAUUUCUUAAAAAUGGAAGCCGGCGAGGUGAGCUCUCUGGGAGAGACCUACGACUUCGACAGCAUCAUGCACUAUGCCCGGAACACCUUCUCAAGAGGAGUUUUCUUAGACACCAUCCUCCCUCGUCGAGACGACAAUGGCGUCAGGCCAACCAUUGGCCAACGCGUGCGGCUCAGUCAGGGAGAUAUAGCUCAAGCCAGGAAGCUGUACAAAUGCCCAGCAUGUGGGGAGACACUACAGGACACGACAGGAAACUUUUCGGCACCUGGCUUCCCAAAUGGUUACCCCUCCUAUUCCCACUGCGUCUGGAGGAUCUCCGUCACCCCAGGGGAAAAGAUCAUCCUAAAUUUCACCUCCAUGGAUUUGUUUAAGAGCCGCCUGUGCUGGUACGAUUACGUGGAGAUCCGGGAUGGUUACUGGAGAAAGGCCCCCCUGUUGGGGAGGUUCUGUGGCGAUAAGGUACCUGAGCCCCUCGUCUCCUCGGACAGCCGGCUCUGGGUGGAAUUCCGUAGCAGCAGCAGCAGUCUGGGCAAAGGCUUCUUUGCUGUAUAUGAAGCCAUGUGUGGGGGAGACAUAACCAAAGAUGCAGGCCAGAUUCAAUCUCCCAACUACCCUGACGACUACAGACCUUCCAAGGAAUGUGUGUGGAGGAUCACAGUGUCAGACGGGUUCCAUGUGGGACUUACCUUCCAGUCCUUUGAGAUUGAAAGGCAUGACAGUUGUGCAUAUGACUAUCUGGAAAUCCGAGAUGGUCCCACAGAGGAUAGCACCCUGAUUGGUCACUUCUGUGGCUAUGAGAAGCCGGAGGCCGUGAAAUCCAGCGCCAACCGACUGUGGGUGAAGUUUGUGUCCGACGGCUCCAUCAAUAAAGCGGGCUUUGCAGCCAAUUUCUUCAAGGAGGUGGAUGAGUGCUCCUGGCCAGACCACGGUGGGUGUGAGCAGCGCUGUGUAAACACACUCGGCAGCUACACGUGUGCCUGUGACCCUGGCUACGAACUGGCUGCCGACAAGAAGACAUGUGAAGUGGCCUGUGGUGGCUUCAUUACCAAGCUAAAUGGCACCAUCACCAGCCCUGGAUGGCCGAAAGAGUAUCCCACCAACAAGAACUGUGUCUGGCAGGUGGUGGCUCCCGUGCAGUACCGCAUCUCCCUGCAGUUUGAAGCCUUUGAGCUGGAAGGCAAUGACGUCUGUAAGUAUGACUUCGUAGAGGUACGCAGUGGCCUGUCUCCAGAUGCCAAGCUUCACGGUAAAUUCUGUGGCUCCGAGACACCGGAGGUCAUCACAUCGCAGAGCAACAACAUGCGAGUGGAGUUCAAGUCUGACAACACCGUCUCCAAGCGAGGCUUCAGGGCCCACUUCUUCUCAGACAAGGACGAGUGUGCCAAAGACAACGGCGGCUGCCAGCAGGAGUGUGUCAACACGUUCGGGAGCUACCUGUGCAGAUGCAGGAAUGGGUACCGGCUGCACGAGAACGGACACGACUGCAAAGAGGCUGGCUGUGCCUACAAGAUCAGCAGUGCAGAGGGGACCCUGAUGAGCCCCAACUGGCCAGACAAAUACCCUAGCCGGAAGGAAUGUACCUGGAACAUUUCGUCAACCGCAGGCCACAGGGUGAAAAUUACAUUCAGUGAGUUUGAGGUUGAACAGCAUCAGGAAUGUGCCUACGACCACCUGGAACUGUACGACGGCACGGACAGCUUGGCCCCCAUCCUCGGCCGCUUCUGCGGCAACAAGAAGCCGGAUCCAGUGGUGGCGACAGGCAGCAGCCUGUUCCUCAGGUUUUACUCGGAUGCCUCGGUGCAGCGGAAAGGCUUCCAGGCUGUGCACAGCACAGAGUGUGGGGGCAGGCUGAAGGCUGAAGUACAGACCAAAGAGCUCUAUUCCCAUGCCCAGUUUGGGGACAACAACUACCCGAGCCAGGCCCACUGUGACUGGGUGAUAGUGGCAGAAGACGGUUAUGGUGUGGAGCUGAUAUUCCGGACCUUUGAGGUUGAGGAGGAAGCUGACUGCGGCUACGACUUCAUGGAGGCUUAUGAUGGGUACGACAGCUCGGCACCCAGGCUCGGCCGCUUCUGUGGCUCAGGGCCAUUAGAGGAAAUCUACUCUGCAGGAGACUCGCUGAUGAUCCGUUUCCACACGGACGACACUAUCAACAAGAAAGGCUUCCACGCCCGGUACACCAGCACUAAGUUCCAAGAUGCCUUGCACAUGAGGAAGUAGUGGCUCAGUUCUGGAAAGACAGAGAGAGACUGAGGGUGUUUUAAACACUUGUGAGCAAGCAGCCUCCUGUGUACAGUGUUUUUCUUCACAACAAAAAACCCAAACUACAUUCUUGAAACUCUAUACCUGGAUGACAGUACAUGCCUUUGGCCAACGGGAGGAGGGAGAGGAGCAGUUGGUUCUGGCCGUGGCGUUAUCAGUCGCAGCUUCUGGAGGAGGUCAAAAUUUGAUGUUAGUGACCAAACGAGAUGUGCUUCUUCGCAUUUGUCUCUAAGCUUUGCUCCUAUGGGUCCAAAGGCCAGCCUGGGGCAAAAGGCCAGCUUAGGGCAAAAAGGCUGCCUCUUUCUCAACUCUGGAUCGGCUUCCAUAGAUGGCAUGAGCCCAUGCUGGUGACUUGGCUGCCUUCUGACAGUACUGGGCAUGGAGGAUUAUAGAGUGGCAGCGGCUACGCUGAUACUCACAGGUGUGGCUGAAUGCUUCUGUGCAGAGUCAAGCCAAUCAAGACACCCGAGGCCGUGGGCAUCCCAGGGCACAGAGAGGAGGCUCAACCUGGGAACCACAUAAUGGCGCUGGAAGACCUUGAGCAUUUUCCUCUGUCCCUGAUUGUCCUUGCCACCUCUGGGCAGCCCCUAUCAUCAGCCCCCAUUCAGAAAGGAGAACCCACGGUCACUCCCGGCAGAACAUUCGCUGGUGAGCACCCCCAGGUUGCUGAGACGCCGCCUCCUAGCUUCACCAAAUAUUCCUCUUCUGCUCAGAGGCUUAGAAGAUGAUGUCACCUGGGCUGGGGUUCCCAUGGGCUUCCAGGAACCUCCCAGCUGUAAAGGCACCUGCUCUGGCAAACCUCAGCCCCUGGACAGCCAGUUCAAACAGCAUCUGUGAGACGUGCCACGUCAUCUCAGGGCCAAUUCAGGUCUCACUAGGAGAAAACUAGUAAUUCCAAGAGCCAUCAUCUCUGGAACAAGGUGGUCUGUGGCAUGACUCAUGUAACCGGACAGGUUAGAGUGCAUGGAUGGCUUUGCUGGGGUUAACCGGGACCCAGUCACCCUCUUGCACUCAAAAUUCUCAGCACCCUGCACUUGCUCUAGCGGCGUGUUAAAGGUGAUGUUUACAUAAUUUUAGCACCUCAAGGUAUAAUUGAAAUAGUGAGGUAGUUUUGAAUGGCAUUUCGUUAAGGCAUCUCUGGGCAUUAUGAGCUAAAAGCUGUGGUACGUUAGCUUUCUAAGAGCAUUUAUGUUGGAAUACUUUUAAAAUAAUGUUUACAUUAACUAACUGCAAGUCCUGUUGGGUUGGUGGCAAAUGCAGGGCAGCAGCACAGGAGACUGUUGUUGUUAGAGAUGGUUUAGCUCCCAAGCACCAGAAUCCCUAUGUGAUGGACUGUCACUUUAAACGAAGCAUAUAUGAAAGCUAAAGUUUCUACUUUUAAAAAAAAAAAAUCACAGUAUCCCCAUCAGAGGAUGACAUCCAAUUGAAAUAAGUGCUGGGAGCGAGAACUAGAAGGAGAUGAAAUAAGAGAGAGAAAUACAUCCAAGUAUUAUUAUUAUUAAUAAUAUAUGUCUGUAUAUAUGUAUCUAUGUGUGUAUGUAAGGGUCAGUUAUCAAUGCCUUAACAGGGCAUCGCGACAGUGCCAACCCACUGACUGUGGCUUAUCUUCAGACUCUGGUGCUGGCCCCAGACCCUAUGCCUCUCCCUUCAAAACCGAGACCUCUUCUCUCUUCUCUUGGCUCUGGACUGUAAGCUUCAGACUCCAUCAUGUCCUGAUUGCUGGCUUCAUAUGGCAAAAGAGACAGCUUAUGCCAUGGUUCUUGUCCCCUCAGCCCACUGGGGUAGAUUCCACAUCUCUGAUGUGUGUGUGUGUGUGUGUGUGUGGUGUGUGUGUGUACGUGUGUGUGCAUGUGUGUGCGUGUGCAUGUGUGUGUGCACACAUGUGUGUGCAUGUGUGCAUGUGCAUGUGUGUACGUGUGAUUAGCUUUUAUUUUUGCCUCAUCUUGUCUGGCAAGGGUGGAAUGGACGUCAGGAUGCAUUAGGUAUCUGUCACCCAUCUCAAUGCACACAGAUAAAAAUUCUGUAUUUUUAACCUUUAGAAAUGUAACUAAGAUUGGCAAAUCCCAUGGAAAAUAGGAGCUGGGGAGAAUCAGGGUUGGUUUCAGCAUUUGUCACCCUGGUGACACACUGAUAAUUCUUUUUAGAGUGAAUGUUUUCAGAAGCACACAGCUUUAGCAGAGGCCAGCUUACAACAAUAGGGCUCUUAUGAAAGCUCUUAUUUAGGCCUGUGAAUGACAUAUUCCCAGAAGACAGGCUCAGAUUCAACAAGGGCUGCUUGAGGGCCCCCCUCUGGAAGCCAACACCCACAGGGAUUCACACAUGACACAGGCCCUCAAGGAACCACAGGCUGGCUUCCAAGGAUAGAGGACCACUCCACCAACAGACACAGGGGUCUGCUUUGGCCCUUCCAACUGCUCAGUGGCCUCUGGAAAUGUCAGCUGUGGAUGGAUAGAGGGGCUCGAGGUUAGCUCUUAGAUUUACACUUUAUGUGGGACCAGGCCUGGGGGGGGGUCAUAGAGUUCUAAGAUCUAAAAACUGCCUCUGGGACAAAUGACGUAAGGAAGAGCUUGGAGCUCGGGUCUCCUGCCUGAUGUAAUUCUAUUCUGAGUCAGCAGAAAGUAGGACCUGACCCCAGGAUGGGAAAACCUCUUCAAACAGCUGAAGCCAGGCUGCGUAUGGAUUCACUAUUUUCUCUAAAGUAUCUUUAUCAGAAUUUCCCUCUACACAGCCGUGGCAUUCACAAAUUGCCCAGUCUGUUUAAAUAAUUCUUUAAACACAGUUCACCAGCAAAUCUGCAUAGGACCAUGCUGCCAGUUUUGCCCCGUUGCUCUGCACGGUUCUUGGUAUUGCUCACACAGUCUGGGAAGAGACGGCCCCUUAGCACCCACAGAUGUUUUUCAAAGUUUGCUUUGCAGAUUGUGAUCAAGGUUCCAAUCGGCAACCCCGAAUAUCCAAAAAUGUUCUUUUUUUUUUUUUUAAUGGAAAAGUGUUAUCUAUAAAUAUAAAGGUAUUUUUAUUUUGAGUAACUUUACAUUUCGUGUAAAAUGUCCGUUGGCAAGAACAUGGGGAGCUGGUAACCCUUGUUUGAAAAUGAUGGUUUCAUUAAAGAAUGUGGAUUU
Mus pahari (shrew mouse) is the source of this 6387-nucleotide messenger RNA. RefSeq names its product tolloid like 2 (gene Tll2). Gene Ontology annotation, biological process: proteolysis. The transcript has 21 exons. Gene Ontology annotation, molecular function: zinc ion binding; serine-type endopeptidase activity; metalloendopeptidase activity. Lineage: Eukaryota; Metazoa; Chordata; Mammalia; Rodentia; Muridae. The record is from RefSeq and is a predicted model, not a curated record. Bases 188 to 3226 code for a protein of 1012 amino acids.